Messenger RNA from Etheostoma cragini (Arkansas darter), 2930 nucleotides. RefSeq names its product t-complex 11, testis-specific-like 1 (gene tcp11l1). The transcript has 10 exons. Gene Ontology annotation, biological process: signal transduction. The record is from RefSeq and is a predicted model, not a curated record. Lineage: Eukaryota; Metazoa; Chordata; Actinopteri; Perciformes; Percidae. The coding region runs from base 356 to 1867 and encodes 503 amino acids.
AUGCCCGUGUUGACGUCGACACGUGUUUCUGGUGCAAUCUAGCAUCUGAGGCGGCGACCCAUUUGAGGAAGGCUGCGAUGUCAGUAGCUAGCGUUUCUACUACGAAACAAGGCCUUUCUUCUGUUGAAAACGGUGUCUGGCAGUGGUGAAGUAGUUCAUAACUCUGUGACAGGGAUUAUUUUGCUUUGGCCGGUUUAUAAAGGAAUAACGUUAGCUGCGUCAUAAUAAGGCUUUGUUGUUAUUAGUGUCUUUUAACCCAGACUAAAGCUAACGGUAGAUAAAUUGAGCUUCACAGCUAACGUUAACCCAUCUCGCUCGUUCCUCGGGGCUGCCGACUAACUUACAAGACCUUAGCAUGCCAAAAGAGGGAGACCACCGCGAGGUUGGAGGAGACAAUGACUCGAAGGAGGAGAGGACACAGGAUGCUACUGAGGAGACAGUGAGGAAGAAGGUCCGAGAAAAAACUCCGAGCCCACACAGGGGAAACACUCCUCAAGCCAGCCCCUCCAGGUUUGCCUCUGUGGAGGAGCUGAUGGAGACAGCUAAAGGAGUCACCAACAUGGCUUUGGCUCAUGAAAUAAUGGUCAAUGCUGCUUUUCAAGUCAAACCUGCAGAGCCUCCUGAAGGGAGUUUGGAGCGCAAAGUGAAGGAGAUUGUGCACAAAGCAUUCUGGGAUUGUUUGGAGGCUCAGUUGAAGGAGAAUCCGCCAACGUACGAACAUUCCAUCAAACUGCUGGCUGAGAUCAAAGAGACACUGCUUUCUUUCUUGCUGCCUGGCCACGGUCGUCUGCGCUCCCGUAUCGAUGAGGUUCUGGAUCUGCCUCUAAUCCAGCAACAGGCUGAGAAUGGAGCGCUUGACAUCAGUCAGCUGUCCCACUUCAUUGUUGGGAUGAUGGGCUCGUUGUGCGCCCCCUACAGAGAUGGGGACAUCGAAAAGCUGAAGCAGAUCACCGAUAUUGUGCCUCUGCUCAAGACUAUAUUCUCUGUGCUGGACCUGAUGAAGGUGGACAUGGCUAACUUUGCCCUGACCAGCAUCAGACCUCAUCUGAUGCAACAAUCGGUUGAAUUUGAAAGGAGCAAGUUCCAAGAGUUUCUGGACAAACACCCCAAUGCCUUAGACUACACUGAGAAGUGGCUUGAGGACACAGUCAAAUGUUUGAGAGAGUCCGGGGCUGAUGGAUCUAGUGCUGCCACAUCUGAUCCUCCCUUACUCAUCUCCGUUAAUGUCCAUAAUCAUGCCUAUCUACGCCUGCUGAGGUGGGACCACACCUCAGAACCCUUCCCAGAGACAGUGUUGAUGGAUCAAGUUCGGUUUCAGGAGAUGCAUCAUGAGGCUGAGCAGUUAGUCCUGCUCUCCUCUGUGCUCCUCAUCAUCUACACUACCACAGGGGAGGCUAUCUCAGGCCUGCCAGGGCUGAUGGAGACUCUUAAAAGCACUGUUAAUGUCCUGCUUGCAGACAUGCACACACCGUCUUUUAGUGCACAGGAGGCUUUAGCAACCAUCGGAGAGAAACUGUGUGUUGAGUUGAGUCAAUGUCUAAGCCAACAUGGCUACUCUCCAUUGUCCCCCGACCUAAAGAGCACUCUGAAGGGACAAAUCUCUGCUACCAUCCAACCAGACAACAGAAUCCGCAAACUGAUGGAGUCUCGGGUUCACAACUAUCUCCUGGCUUCGCUGGAGUCCAGUCAACAUAAGACCCCUCCUCCUCUCCCAGGAGGUCUGGCUCCAGUCAGCAGGGAGCUGAAGGAGCUUGCUGUUCGCUUCAGUCGCCUCAUCAACUUCAACAAGCUGGUCUUCUCCCCGUACUACCAAAAAAUUCUUCAUAAAUUACUGACAGCAGGAGAGAGUCCCAGCACAGAGACGUAAACACUGAAAUGCAGUAAGAGUCAUGUGAAGAGUGGUCCGUAGUUUUGCAAUUUCCCCUCACUAGUAACGGUUAAGAUUUAGAGCAACGAGUUGAGGAAGCUGAUCUGUGUUCAGCAGGCAAAGCCAGUUCCCAAGAGCAUGCAACUUAAACCAACAUAAUCAGAAAACGGUGGCUACCGAAUCAGUUGCAUUAAAUCACAGUGUUGUUUAUAGGGCUGGGGCGAUUGCUUCUGUCCGGAUUUGUUUCUGUCAUGAUACAGGGGUGCUGGUAGUGGGAUUUGAUAGUUUGGAGUAAUGCGAUUUUUGAAUAAUACACUUCUAGAGACCAUUUAUCUUGAGACAUUUUUGUUUUCUAAAAAGAAUGCAUAGUCUGACAUUUUUUUCAAGUGCUUAACAUGUAUUUUUUGCUUUUUCUGCUUUACGGCUGUUUUGCUGGAAUCGGAUGUGAUUUAGUUGCCGUAUAAACAGAAAAUAUUUAGAUGAAUCGUUUAAAAUUAAUAAAAAAUAUGGAUUCCGGGGAAAAGAAUUGAUUAUAAUAAUCGUUGCAAAUCACAAUACAUUCAAUUUUCCAUUUUGUUUCCCACCCAUGGUUGCUUAUAUGAUAAAAUCGUAGGCCUCAUAACCAUCCAGCCAUCUUACGUUUUGUUCAGUAUUACUAGCAGGGCUGGGUAUCCAUCAAAAUAGCUUGGUAUCCAAGCCAAUACAGUAACUGUGUUUGAUAGGCUUCCCACGGUCAUGAAAACCUGGACAAGUCUUGGAAUAUAAAAUCUAAUUUUCCAGGCUAGGAAAAGUCAUGGAACUAGAAACAUGAAACAUGAAAUUCAGUUGUUUUUUCUGACGUUAUAGUUACAGUAAUUUUCUGCAGAUAACAACCUAACGUAACGUACCGGAAAAUUUAUUUUCUGCAGCUGUUGACAUAAUAUAGCACUAAUUUCUGCGUUUUUUUUUCCUGCAUUCUGUCUCUCCCUCCAUUUAUGCCUGCUAGCUGAAAACAUGUUUGGCUCUAAGGGUACGUUUGAUAUUUCAUGGCUCUCUAAUGACUAUACAGUUUGUGUCAGUCAUU